UGUCCAUACCUUGAGUUUGGCGGCCUAGAUGAUAGAGGAGUGUCCGCCCUUCCUGCGAUAGGAAACUGACGUAAAUGCACCAGAGCAGAGGAAUCUCGGGCUUAAAUUAAGCGCGUUUUCACCACUUUUUUACUGAAACUACAUGUCUUUUUACAUUUUCGUUCCACAACGUAACCAGUUUUUGUUGCUUUAAAGCGGACAGUAAAAAAAAAAAAAACAGCUGCCGAGAAGAACAGACGAGAGAAGAAAGAGCAGUGGAUAACGUUGACCUGGGUUUGUCAUGGCUGAUCUGCUGAGGCUGCUGCUCCGGGUGGCUGAGAAAGCGGCCAAUGUGGCCCGGGUCUGUAGGCAGGAGGCUCAGCUUUUUCAGCUCCUCGUUCAAGAGAAGACUGGAGAUGACAAGAACAAGAAGUUUGUCCAGGACUUCAAGACACUGGCAGACGUGGUGAUCCAGGAAAUGAUCCGUCAUGAUGUUGGUGCACAGUUUCCUGAGAUGGCUGAUUUCAUUCACGGAGAGGAGUCCAACAAGUUUGAGAACGGCCUUGGAGAGAGUGUGACGGUCACAGUGUGUGGCACAGAGCAGGAGACCGCCACGCUGCUCGCCACAGUGCUGGAUGGCGAUCACGUGGCAGCAUCUCUGCUUGCUCGAGCGAUCCACCAGGACCCAGCGACCAUCGUCGCCAACACUGACAGUCUGAAGGUGCCCCUUAGCCCCUCCGAGCUCGGCAUCUGGAUUGACCCUAUAGAUGCCACCAGUCAGUACAUAGAGGGCAGAGAGGAGGUGCUGGAGGAGGGACACCUCUUCCCUUCAGGUCUGCACUGCGCUCUGGUCCUCAUCGGGGUUUUUCUACGGAACACUGGUGAGCCUGUCAUGGGUGUCAUCAACCAGCCGUUCAACCAUAAAAUCCCAGAAGGUGGAGGCUGGAGGGGGAGGCACUUCUGGGGGGUGUCCUAUGGCAACGUAAACGUGUGCUCGGAGUCUCUGCCAGCAGCUGGAUCAGGAGGGCGUCUGUCUGUGGUGCUGAGCUCCAGUGAGAAGCAGGUGGUGAAGGAAGCUCUGACGUCGCUGUGCGGCCCUGACAGGCUGAUGUACGCCUCUGGAGCCGGAUACAAGAUCCUGUGUGUGAUUCAGGGCCUGGCUGAUGUUUACGUCCUGUCAGAGGGGAGCACCUUUAAGUGGGACUCCUGCGCCCCUCAUGCCCUGCUCCGAGCCCUCGGUGGAGGGGUGGUGGACCUUCGUAAGAGUCUACAGUCGAGCUCCAAAGCACAGGAUCAGCAGAUAGAACUGACCUAUCACCAGCCAUACACUGAGUGUAAAGGAGCAAACCGCUGGGCCAACCAUGGCGGCCUGGUGGCUUAUAGAGACUGUUCUCAACUGUGCAGUGUCACAGGAGCUCUGAGAGGAAAGCUGUAGUCAGGGAGAGGUGGAUAUAAUCAGUGCAAGAUGAAAUAUUUUACUUUCAAGUAAUCCUGUCUACUUUUUAAAUUGAUAUAUUUAAAAGUUGUGUAUAUUACAAAAGUCCUGCCUUCGUUAAAUAUCUUCAAACGGCUUCUUUAUCAGCGGAGAGUACAAGUUAUGGUUGGGUUGCAUAUUGAAAAAAGAAAAAACAUAGAGCUAAAUGUGGCUGAAACAGCAUUUCUAAUAAAAGUACACAGGACUUGUGGUUCCAGGAGCUAGGGCUGCGUGAUAUGACUUUAAAUGUGAUGUGUGCGUGUUCAAUGGUCACAUCGCAGGAGGACCGGGAGCAUCAAGCAGAUUACCUGAAGCACGUCAUGCAGCUCCUUUUUUUUUUUGCCUUGAUGUAGAAAACAUAAAACUGACAAUUUUCUCAUCUUUUAUAACUUUUCUAUAAAUAAUAAUGUCAGUCUGAUAUCACAUUAGUGCAUCUCUUUUGAAAUGGUUUCUUUUACAGGACUGGACAUGCAGUCUGAAUGUUACUUUGAACGACAUAAGAAAUGGUGGACGACAUCCGAGUAACUCAACUGCUACCAAGAAGUCCAUGCUUUAUUCAGAGGUCUAAGUGUGGUUAAAGUGGAUAUGUUAGUAGUAAAGAGACUUUAAAGUUCCAAAUAAUAAAAAUUGUAAAAGCUCA
Messenger RNA from Labrus bergylta (ballan wrasse), 2093 nucleotides. It is a transcript of the gene inpp1, whose product is annotated as inositol polyphosphate-1-phosphatase. NCBI's taxonomy places the organism in Eukaryota, Metazoa, Chordata, Actinopteri, Labriformes, Labridae. Gene Ontology annotation, molecular function: inositol-1,4-bisphosphate 1-phosphatase activity. Gene Ontology annotation, biological process: phosphatidylinositol phosphate biosynthetic process. The record is from RefSeq and is a predicted model, not a curated record.